This is a messenger RNA of Chlamydomonas reinhardtii, 2392 nucleotides long. RefSeq lists its product as uncharacterized. The record is from RefSeq and is a predicted model, not a curated record. Bases 464 to 1954 code for a protein of 496 amino acids. The transcript has 3 exons. Lineage: Eukaryota; Viridiplantae; Chlorophyta; Chlorophyceae; Chlamydomonadales; Chlamydomonadaceae.
CGGAUAUGUAUGCACAGUGCCCACCGGCCAGCGCAAUAGCCGAGACCUAAGAGCCCGCGGAACGCCCGCAAUGUCUGCAACAUCGCGCUGGCCUUCCUCUGGGCUCGCUGUCUUCGCGGCCUUCAUCGCAGCCCUGUUAUCACCAAGCUUGGCUUUGGAAAUACCACCACAGGCGUCUGGGCCCACCUGGCCACCCAGACCGCCCAGGCCCCCGCGCCUUCCCCUGGCACCGCCUGCAGGCACAGCAGCUCUUCCCACCCGGCCUCCUCCUCCAGCCGACCCCUCGACAGCUCCUCCGGUAUCAGCCACAACCCCCACGGCAGCGGACGCUCCCGCACUUCCCCCGCGACCUCCUAGACCCCCAAGGCUUCCACGUGCUCCUUCGCCGGCGCCGGCAACGCCACCACCUGCCACGGUCGGCAGUCCGCAGCCGAGUCUGUUGAAUGGAACAUUUGAAGCGACAAUGACACGGCCUCCCGCGCCCCCUUCCUCGCUCCCAGCUUCCCUGCCCUCGCCAUCACCGUCGCCGCCACCACCCCCUCCUGGUCCCUCUCCGCCUUCACCAGCCGCUCCCCCGCGCCCACCGCCUCUGCCACCCUACCCACCUGAAGAGCUCAAUGUCCUGCCCAGCGGCCCCUUCCCCUGCGCCUGGGCCGAGCUAGGUGGCGAGGACACACGCGUGCGGCGCUUCCUGUUCCCGCCCUCCCCCGACCCCAGUCUCGCAAACAUCCCCGGCCUGCAGUACAGCGUCGAGGCCGCGGGCGCCCAGCCGUCCACACCCGUGGCCGUGUGCGCCACUGCCGCCGCCUGCGCCACACCCCAGGCCGCCGCGGCGGCAGCAAGCAGCGGGGCGGCGCUGAUCCUGCCCUCUCCCGCCCCCAUCACCUCAUCAGCCCUGCCCCCCCUGGCCAACGGCACGCGGGCCCUGGUGGCGGCGGCAGACCACCCCGACGGCGUGUACGCACUCGCGGCCUCGGACGGCGCCGGCACCGCUUAUUCAGUGGACGUGUGUACCCGUGUGCCGGCCGACACACGCUGCCCUGACUUCUUCGGGGUCAUGUCUGUGAUGCGCCCCGCAACCGCGCUGCCAGCCGCCACCAACACCUCCGCCGGCGCGCCCUACGGCGCCAUACGCAGCCCGGUGACCUGGACCGCCGCCGCCGCCCAAGCCGCCGCCGCCGCCGCCGACUCGCCCCUCGCUGUGCUGACGUCGGCUUGCACGCCCCCGCCCGGCGUGGAUGCCUCUCGCAAGCUGGUCUACUCGUGGGGCUGGGACUUUUCCGGCCUGCCGCCCAGCCUCGCCGCCUCAGGUUUCGUGGCGGUGUACCGGCGCUACCCGCUCACACGCAUGGCGCCGGGCAGCUACAACGUGCAGAUGCUCAAGCCCGCGGCGGUGCGGCUGGCGGUGAUUGUGCGGUUGCUGGACGCGAACCCGGACGUGGCGGGCACGCCGCUGGGAGUGCGCGAGGUGGUGACUGUGGGCGACAGUCCCAGCUUUGUGGUGCCCGGCGGCAACGUCACGGACCUGACGUUUGUGUUUGUGGUGCCGCCUGUGGCUCAGCUAGACAAUGUGGCAGCCAUGAGUGCGGCGAUCAGUAUGGCUUGGCGCCCCGCACCGCCGUCGCCGCCGCCAGCGCCACCUUUGCCGCCGUCGCCUGCGCCGCCCUCACCCCAGCCGCCGUCGCCCGAGCCUCCCAGCCCCUCGCCGCCGCCGCCGUCGCCACCACCCCUGCCACCGACGCCGCCGCUCCCGCCGUCGCCGCCGCCGUCGCCGCCGCAGCCUCCCUCUCCGCCACCUGAGCCCCCGGCACCGCCGUCGCCGCCCCCCGGCAAUGUCCAGCGCGGGCAGGAGGGGGCUGCCACCUGCCGGGGCGGCGGGGCUCCCGGCUGGGGGCUGUCACUGUCGCUGCUGCUGGCGGCGGCGGUGGCAUCAUGGGCGCGGGCAGGGUUGUAGCGGACUUAGAAAUGCUCUGGCCAUUAGCCGGUAGUGACGUUAGUUUUAGUGACAGGCCUAUGGGAGUGCGAUGGGAUAGGUAUGGGUCAGGGGCAGGUUGCUUGGCGUCAUCCUGUACUGUGUCGCAUGUUCCCAGACCCCAAUUAACAUCCAAGUCAAGUAAGGCAAGAGCGCGCGACUAGUGAAACGCAGGAGCUGCUAUACCGAGACAUUGCUGACUUGCUGCUGCUGGUGGGCGAGUAGUGACAGGCCUAGGGGAUCUAGGCUGAAGCAGGGAGGGCUGAAAUGGCCACUGAGGUAGUGAGUUGCGUUGACUGGCAGGGUGGUGAGAAGGUAGACAGAAGCAGGGAGCAUUUGCGCGGCGAUCCCACAAACUAGAUCAGGCGUGCGCCUUAGCCAUUCAUUGCUGCCGCCGGUGUCGGGUUCGUCAAUUAUGGC